This is a messenger RNA of Homo sapiens (human), 3035 nucleotides long. Its product is annotated as double homeobox protein 4-like. The record is from RefSeq and is a predicted model, not a curated record. Bases 153 to 1427 code for a protein of 424 amino acids. The transcript has 2 exons. NCBI's taxonomy places the organism in Eukaryota, Metazoa, Chordata, Mammalia, Primates, Hominidae.
ACAAGGGCGGCUGGCUGGCUGGCUGGCUGGCUGUCCGGGCAGGCCUCCUGGCUGCACCUGCCGCAGUGCACAGUCCGGCUGAGGUGCACGGGAGCCCGCCGGCCUCUCUCUGCCCGCGUCCGUCCGUGAAAUUCCGGCCGGGGCUCACCGCGAUGGCCCUCCCGACACCCUCGGACAGCACCCUCCCCGCGGAAGCCCGGGGACGAGGACGGCGACGGAGACUCGUUUGGACCCCGAGCCAAAGCGAGGCCCUGCGAGCCUGCUUUGAGCGGAACCCGUACCCGGGCAUCGCCACCAGAGAACGGCUGGCCCAGGCCAUCGGCAUUCCGGAGCCCAGGGUCCAGAUUUGGUUUCAGAAUGAGAGGUCACGCCAGCUGAGGCAGCACCGGCGGGAAUCUCGGCCCUGGCCCGGGAGACGCGGCCCGCCAGAAGGCCGGCGAAAGCGGACCGCCGUCACCGGAUCCCAGACCGCCCUGCUCCUCCGAGCCUUUGAGAAGGAUCGCUUUCCAGGCAUCGCCGCCCGGGAGGAGCUGGCCAGAGAGACGGGCCUCCCGGAGUCCAGGAUUCAGAUCUGGUUUCAGAAUCGAAGGGCCAGGCACCCGGGACAGGGUGGCAGGGCGCCCGCGCAGGCAGGCGGCCUGUGCAGCGCGGCCCCCGGCGGGGGUCACCCUGCUCCCUCGUGGGUCGCCUUCGCCCACACCGGCGCGUGGGGAACGGGGCUUCCCGCACCCCACGUGCCCUGCGCGCCUGGGGCUCUCCCACAGGGGGCUUUCGUGAGCCAGGCAGCGAGGGCCGCCCCCGCGCUGCAGCCCAGCCAGGCCGCGCCGGCAGAGGGGAUCUCCCAACCUGCCCCGGCGCGCGGGGAUUUCGCCUACGCCGCCCCGGCUCCUCCGGACGGGGCGCUCUCCCACCCUCAGGCUCCUCGCUGGCCUCCGCACCCGGGCAAAAGCCGGGAGGACCGGGACCCGCAGCGCGACGGCCUGCCGGGCCCCUGCGCGGUGGCACAGCCUGGGCCCGCUCAAGCGGGGCCGCAGGGCCAAGGGGUGCUUGCGCCACCCACGUCCCAGGGGAGUCCGUGGUGGGGCUGGGGCCGGGGUCCCCAGGUCGCCGGGGCGGCGUGGGAACCCCAAGCCGGGGCAGCUCCACCUCCCCAGCCCGCGCCCCCGGACGCCUCCGCCUCCGCGCGGCAGGGGCAGAUGCAAGGCAUCCCGGCGCCCUCCCAGGCGCUCCAGGANCCGGCGCCCUGGUCUGCANUCCCCUGCGGCCUGCUGCUGGAUGAGCUCCUGGCGAGCCCGGAGUUUCUGCAGCAGGCGCAACCUCUCCUAGAAACGGAGGCCCCGGGGGAGCUGGAGGCCUCGGAAGAGGCCGCCUCGCUGGAAGCACCCCUCAGCGAGGAAGAAUACCGGGCUCUGCUGGAGGAGCUUUAGGACGCGGGGUUGGGACGGGGUCGGGUGGUUCGGGGCAGGGCCGUGGCCUCUCUUUCGCGGGGAACACCUGGCUGGCUACGGAGGGGCGUGUCUCCGCCCCGCCCCCUCCACCGGGCUGACCGGCCUGGGAUUCCUGCCUUCUAGGUCUAGGCCCGGUGAGAGACUCCACACCGCGGAGAACUGCCAUUCUUUCCUGGGCAUCCCGGGGAUCCCAGAGCCGGCCCAGGUACCAGCAGGCUGAGCCCUGCAACGCGGCGCGAGGCCGACAGCCCCGGCCACGGAGGAGCCACACGCAGGACGACGGAGGCGUGAUUUUGGUUUCCGCGUGGCUUUGCCCUCCGCAAGGCGGCCUGUUGCUCACGUCUCUCCGGCCCCCGAAAGGCUGGCCAUGCCGACUGUUUGCUCCCGGAGCUCUGCGGGCACCCGGAAACAUGCAGGGAAGGGUGCAAGCCCGGCACGGUGCCUUCGCUCUCCUUGCCAGGUUCCAAACCGGCCACACUGCAGACUCCCCACGUUGCCGCACGCGGGAAUCCAUCGUCAGGCCAUCACGCCGGGGAGGCAUCUCCUCUCUGGGGUCUCGCUCUGGUCUUCUACGUGGAAAUGAACGAGAGCCACACGCCUGCGUGUGCGAGACCGUCCCGGCAACGGCGACGCCCACAGGCAUUGCCUCCUUCACGGAGAGAGGGCCUGGCACACUCAAGACUCCCACGGAGGUUCAGUUCCACACUCCCCUCCACCCUCCCAGGCUGGUUUCUCCCUGCUGCCGACGCGUGGGAGCCCAGAGAGCGGCUUCCCGUUCCCGCGGGAUCCCUGGAGAGGUCCGGAGAGCCGGCCCCCGAAACGCGCCCCCCUCCCCCCUCCCCCCUCUCCCCGUUCCUCUUCGUCUCUCCGGCCCCACCACCACCACCGCCACCACGCCCUCCCCCCCCACCCCCCCCCCCCACCACCACCACCACCACCACCCCGCCGGCCGGCCCCAGGCCUCGACGCCCUGGGUCCCUUCCGGGGUGGGGCGGGCUGUCCCAGGGGGGCUCACCGCCAUUCAUGAAGGGGUGGAGCCUGCCUGCCUGUGGGCCUUUACAAGGGCGGCUGGCUGGCUGGCUGGCUGUCCGGGCAGGCCCCCUGGCUGCACCUGCCGCAGUGCACAGUCCGGCUGAGGUGCACGGGAGCCCGCCGGCCUCUCUCUGCCCGCGUCCGUCCGUGAAAUUCCGGCCGGGGCUCACCGCGAUGGCCCUCCCGACACCCUCGGACAGCACCCUCCCCGCGGAAGCCCGGGGACGAGGACGGCGACGGAGACUCGUUUGGACCCCGAGCCAAAGCGAGGCCCUGCGAGCCUGCAGCCUCCCAGCUGCCAGCGCGGAGCUCCUGGCGGUCAAAAGCAUACCUCUGUCUGUCUUUGCCCGCUUCCUGGCUAGACCUGCGCGCAGUGCGCACCCCGGCUGACGUGCAAGGGAGCUCGCUGGCCUCUCUGUGCCCUUGUUCUUCCGUGAAAUUCUGGCUGAAUGUCUCCCCCCACCUUCCGACGCUGUCUAGGCAAACCUGGAUUAGAGUUACAUCUCCUGGAUGAUUAGUUCAGAGAUAUAUUAAAAUGCCCCCUCCCUGUGGAUC